Molecule: messenger RNA, 3462 nt
Organism: Eutrema salsugineum
Lineage: Eukaryota; Viridiplantae; Streptophyta; Magnoliopsida; Brassicales; Brassicaceae
Exons: 11
Coding region: 1-3462 (1153 amino acids)
Biological process (GO): DNA repair; telomere maintenance
Molecular function (GO): DNA helicase activity
Source: RefSeq, a predicted model, not a curated record
AUGAAAAGUAAGCUUGGGCGUCCUCGGAAAAAAGGUGGUAAUGCUAAGAACGCACGAUAUACUCCUACCAGUGUAACCGAUAUUGACCAACUUGGAGGUUUGUUUUGUUACAAUAUCAAUGAAGUUCCUGAUCUAACACCCCAGGGAAUUCGUAAUGCACAGCAGAGAAGAAUGCAUAUCAUGCGUGAGAGGAGAAAAAGAGAAGAAGCUAUUGAUCUUUUGGCUACUUCUAUCAACACCGAAGAGUUUGCUUGCUUUAUUGCUACUGAUUCUGAGUCAGAUAGGGAUAAUGAUGAAGACUCUAUGUCGGAAAGUGAGGAUAUGGAAAAACCGAGGCCUGGUUAUUACGACGAUGGUGAUCCUUCCUAUAUAUGUGGUAAUUGUAAGGCUUAUAUGUGGAAAACCGGACCAACUGAUAAAUUGCGAGAGAAGGUUGUUGAGAAAAUAAAAAAUAUGCUAGAUAAACAUAACAAACAUGUGGAUGCAUUACGAAACGUUCGAGAAAAGUUUGAUCCUAACGAUGAUACAAGCCGGUUAAGAAUAAUUUUAAAGUGUGACAGGAAAAGUGAUGGAAGGACUGAGAAUCUACCAGCUAAUAAUGAAGUUGCUGCAUUGAUACCUAAUGAUUUCAAUCAUGAGAUAGAUGCAUGUGAUAUCAUCAUCGAGUGUAAAAAGACUGGGAAUCUCAAAAGGAUCAGUGUACUACAUCCUGCGUAUCUGCCUUUGCAAUAUCCAUUAUUGUUUUCCUAUGGCGAGGACGGGUUCAGACUUGGUAUCGUUAUUGGUUUUGUAGAUACCCAAGGGAGGAAAAGGUUGCAUAUUACUAUGAGAGAGUUUUUUUCUUACCGCAUACAAGAGAGGGUUGGCGAGUCACCAAUCAUCCCUUUAUCUGGAAUAUUGUUCCAGCAGUUCUUAGUGGAUGCGUACACGAUGAUUGAGACUAAUAGACUACGUUUCAUAUCAAUGAAUCAGUCUAAACUUCGUUGCGAAAAUUAUGACAAGAUAAAGAAAACUGUUGAUGAAGGUGACACUGAUCUUUCUGAAAAGGGUAAACGUAUUAUUAUACCUUCUUCUUAUACUGGUGGUACAAGGUAUAUGGUGCAACAUUAUCUAGAUGCAAUGACUACUUGCCAGCAUUUUGGUUUUCCGGAUCUUUUCAUAACCUUAACGUGUAAUCCCAAAUGGCCUGAGAUUACCAGGCACCUAAAAAGACAUAACUUGAAGCAAGAGGAUAGGCCAGAUAUAUGUACGCGAGUGUUCAAGAUGAAACUAGAUGAUCUCAUGCACAGACUCACCAAAGAAAAUGUGUUAGAUGUCGUAAAAGCCGCGAUCUACACGAUUGAGUUUCAAAAACGGGGACUACCUCAUGCACACAUCGUUCUUUUUUUAGAGGCUGGUCACAAGCUACCAACUGGUGAUGACAUUGAUAAGAUAAUAUGUGCUGAGAUUCCUAACAAGGAUAUUGAUCCACGCUGUGCUGACUACAUCCGUGCAACUAUCAAGAAUGAUGAUAAGGAAAACGAGAUUAAGAAACACUUCAACUGUAGGUAUGUAGCACCUUCGGAGUCUACGUGGAGAAUUUUUGGUAAUCAUACUCACCAUCGCAGGGUUUCUGUAGUUAAACUACCCUUUCAUUUACCGAACCAGCAAAUGGUCAUAUACAACGAGGAUGAUCCAGGUGACGAGGUUAUUAAUUGUGUCUCAGUUGGUACGUCAAAAUUCAUUGCUUGGAUGGAGUGCAACGAUAAGUAUGAACUGGCGAGGACGUUAACUUAUGCGCAACUUCCUACGAGAUUUGUGUGGAAUAACCCAAACAGGAUAUGGACGCCACGAUCAAGGAGAGUUGCUCUUGGUAGAAUCACGUACGUACCCAUUGGGGCAGGUGAAGCGUAUUAUUUAAGGCUUCUGCUUAAUUUAGUCAAAGGACCACGUAGUUUUGACGAUAUAAAAACGGUCAACAAAGUUCUACAUUCUUCGUUCAAAGACGCUUGCUAUGCGUAUGGAUUAUUGAAUGAUGACAAAGAAUAUAUUGAGGCCAUCAAUGAGGCUGGAUUGUGGCUUUCUGUCAAUUAUCUCCGUCGUCUUUUUGUGAUCCUGCUCACUACUCAUAGUAUAUCCAUUCCUUCUAGAGUUUGGGAUGCUACAUGGCAGGUAUUAUCAGAUGACAUCAUAUAUAAUUACAGAAAGGCUGCCAGGGAUCAAACUGUUAGUCUAUCUCAGGAGCAAGUUAAAGACUUUACUCUGGUCGAAAUAGAACUUCUUUUACGUGUAAGUGGGAGAUCCUUAAAAGAAUUCACACCUAUUCCGUUUCCUGAAGAUAUUACUCUGGAGUCACGUGAUAGUCCUCUUAUUCGGGAUGAGAGGAAUUACAAUCGCGAAACUCUUAGAGUUAGAAACGAGCAGAUGUUAGCCACUGUAACCAGCGAACAGAGAAAUGUUUAUGAUGAGAUCCUAGAAGCAGUAAAUAAGAACAAAGGAGGUAUGUUCUUUGUUUAUGGUUCUGGAGGUACUGGUAAAACUUAUUUGUGGAGUCUAUUAGGAUCUGCUCUACGUUCCCAAGGUGAUGUUGUUCUUAAGGUUGCAUCGAGCGGGAUUGCUGCGUUGUUAUUAGAAGGAGGCCGAACUGCGCAUUCAAGAUUUACAAUCCCUAUCGUGAUUAAUAAGUUUACCUUCUGUUCAAUCAAGAAGGACUCGAAUCUUGCCGACCUGAUAAGGAUUGCUAAACUCAUUAUAUGGGAUGAGGCGUUGAUGAUGAUUAAAGACUGUUUUGAGACUCUAGAUAGAACGAUGCGUGAUAUAUUAGAAGUUGAUAAGCCCUUUGGUGACAAGGUCAUUGUUUUAGGAGGUGAUUUCAGGCAAAUAUUGCCAGUGAUUCCAAAUGCCGGGAAGACAGAGAUACUUAUGGCCACUUUGAAUUUGUCACCUCUGUGGUACAAAUGUAGAGUGUUGAGACUUACACAGAACAUGCGACUUAUAGCUGGAGAUAAUAGCCGUGCGAUGCUUGAACAAGCUGCCUUUACAAAGUGGAUCUUAGACAUUGGUGAUGGAACGAUAAAUGACGAUGGAAGUGGUGAAGCCGUGAUUGAUAUUCCUGAUGAUCUGUUGAUUAAAUACUGUAAAGAUCCUAUAAAAACGAUCGUCAAAGAAAUUUAUGGGAGUUCAUUUUCGAAAGAGACUGAUCCUAAAUUUUUCCAAGACUGUGCCAUACUGAGUCCAAGAAACGAUGAUGUAGAUACGAUAAAUGAUUACAUGCUUUCAAAGUUGUCGGGGUGGUUAAUAUCUGUCAAGGUUGUCAGGCUCUGGAAGCAUUCAACAUUCUUCGGAAAUACUAUCGAGAUGGUUUUGUCUGAUAUCAAAGGUACUCGGAUCGCUGCAACCACUAUGCCAAACGAGUUUCCCACUCGCUGGAAAGAAAUCAAACAGGGACAGUGGAUUCGGGUUUUCAACUUUCAUGUUAAAUAA